AUGAGAACAGCAAUUGGCUUCUCUACAAUCACAUCAAAGUUCGAACAAUCCAAAUCAACCGUAAAAGCUACAUUUUCACCGCCGGCGAUGGUACAGAGAUCGCCAUGGCAUUCUCCGGUACCGUAUCUCUUCGGCGGUCUAGCAGCUAUGUUAGGGUUAAUAGCUUUCGCUCUUCUAAUUUUAGCUUGUUCUUACUGGAAACUCUCCGGUCAUUUAAGAGAAAACGGCGAAAUUGAUCACGAUUCGGAAGUAGAUCCUGAGUCCGGCGACGGUGAAAAACCGGCGAUCGGAAUUGUGAAGGCGAUGCCGGUGUUUGAAGAGAAGAUUGUUGUGAUAAUGGCUGGAGAUUUGAGGCCUAGUUUUUUGGCAACGCCUGUGUUAAGUAAAAACUCUGUUUUGGGAGACGGAAGUGAUUUGAAUAAAUUCGAGAAGAAAUUGGAAAAGGAAACCGAAGAAUUAGGUGAUGAGAAGGAGAAAGAAGAAGUAGUGAUUGAAGUUAGAGAAAUGAGCCAUGGAGAAUCUCAAAACAGCCAUGGAGAAUCUCAAAACAGCCAUGGAGAAUCUCAAAACAGCCAUGGACAAAAUCACUAA
Solanum verrucosum is the source of this 591-nucleotide messenger RNA. Its product is annotated as protein GLUTAMINE DUMPER 1-like. The coding region runs from base 1 to 591 and encodes 196 amino acids. Lineage: Eukaryota; Viridiplantae; Streptophyta; Magnoliopsida; Solanales; Solanaceae. The transcript has a single exon. Gene Ontology annotation, biological process: regulation of amino acid export. The record is from RefSeq and is a predicted model, not a curated record.